AUUUCGUACUGCACAGGGUAUCAUGGCGCAGAGGAGGCCGAAGAGAUUCGAGGCAUCAAACUUUAAUUUCAGCUCGAUUUGUAAAGCGUUAACGCGUUGUACUCUAUGAAACAGCCGGUGAAGACAUAGUGCUGACAACAGCAUUCUGACCACAAUCACCGGAAACUGAGAUACCCAGCGAGAGGAGAGAUGGAAAAGCCAGUCUUGCAGACACAACCGUCCACCCUGCCUUUUUUUGACACGGCCCAUGCCUUCAACCUGCUGCGGGGAAUCCAUGAACUCCGUGCUGAACGAAAGUUUUUCGAUGUUACUUUGUGUGCGGAAGGCCGAGAGUUUCACUGUCACCGCACAGUGUUGGCAGCUGCCAGCACCUACUUCCGGGCUAUGUUCACAGGAACUUUGAGGGAGAGUGUUAUGGACCGAGUGGUUCUACACGAGGUGUCAGCUGAGCUUUUAGGUCUGCUGGUGGACUUCUGCUACACGGGACGGGUCACCGUCACUCAGGAUAAUGUGGACGUCCUACUGAAGACGGCUGAUCUCUUUCAGUUCCCCUCUGUCAAAGAGGCCUGCUGUGCUUUUCUGGAGCAGCGGCUGGAUGUUUCCAACUGCUUAGAGAUCCAGGACUUUGCAGAGGCCUACGCUUGCCGAGAGCUGGCGACCAGUGCUCGCCGCUUCGUCCUAAAAAACAUAAUGGAGCUGGCCAAAGGGACUGACUUUGAGCGGUUGCCUUGGAAGCGCCUCCUUGAAUUUGUGUCAGACGAUGAACUUUGCGUGGACAAGGAGGAGACAGUUUAUUUAAUUGCAGUGCGCUGGGUGAAGGCUGAUCUCCAGCGGAGACUGCACUACUGGCCCGAGCUCCUCCAGCAGGUCCGACUCCCCUUCGUCAGGAGGUUCUUUCUGUUGGCGCAUGUGGAGAGCGAUCCACUCGUCUACCUUUCGCCCACCUGCCUCCGCAUGGUAAACGAAGCUCGUAGCUUCCAGUCCUGUGAGUAUGACCGCCAUGACAGGCCCUGCCACCGUAUGAGGCCACGGCCAUCAACAGGAUUGGCAGAAAUCCUGGUGGUGGUAGGAGGCUGCGACCAGGACUGUGAUGAGCUGGUCACUGUGGACUGUUACAACCCCCAGACUGGACAGUGGCGCUACCUGGCUGAGUUCCCUGACCACCUUGGAGGAGGCUACAGCAUAGCUGCCCUUGGAAAUGAUAUGUAUGUCUCAGGUGGCUCCGACGGCUCUCGCCUCUAUGACGGUGUGUGGCGGUACAAGUCCAGUGUCAAUGAGUGGACAGAGGUGUCCCCCAUGCUGAAGGCCCGCGAGUACCACAGCUCUUGUGUGAUGAAAGGUCAGCUGUAUGUGGUGGCGUCGGACAGCACCGAACGCUAUGAUCACGCUCUGGACUGCUGGGAGGCCUUACCGCCCAUGUUGCACCCUAUGGAUAACUGCUCCACCACCACAUGCAAUGGCCGCCUGUAUGCCAUUGGCUCUCUGACUGGGGAGGACACCAUGACCAUCCAGAGCUACGAUGCAGACACCAACCGCUGGGUCGUGGUCAGCUGUGGACAGCUGCCCCCAUGGUCCUUCACACCAAAAACUGUGACCCUCAAAGGCCUCAUCUACUUUGUCAGGGAUGACUCAGCUGAGGUUGAUGCUUACAACCCUCAAAAGAACGAGUGGUACAAAAUUAGUCCGAUGACCCAGGUCCACGUUGGAGGCAGUGUUGCAGUCCUGGGCGGUAAAUUAUACGUGUCUGGUGGUUACGACAAUACGUUUGAACUGUCAGAUGUGGUGGAGGCCUACGACCCGACCACCCGAACGUGGACUCUUGCUGGACGACUUCCACAGCCGACCUUCUGGCAUGGCAGCGUCAGCAUAUUCCGCCAGUUCAUGCCCCUGGUGUCCACUGCAUUUGCACCUACUGACAUACCUGAGUCACACGCCAUUCGCUUGCACCGUCACCAGCGUCACCAAGCCCUCCACAAUCUCAACAACAAUCUUAACCAAAACCAGGAUGUGAACCCAGCACACUGAGUUUGGACCUAGAGAUCCCUGUCAGAUUUUCAGUUUCAGUUCUCUUUGUGCCCUAAGUAGUUUACCUCAUCACAGUGCUGAACUUGUUAGAGGCAGAAGAGAAGACUGAGCAUUUGAACGAACCGUUGGAGUGGAAAUGAAGCUUGUGCAUGUGUGCUCAGUUCUACAAUUAUUGAGAUUUAUGGAACAGAAUCAGGUGUACGUACAGCUUUAUAAAUCUGACAAAAAGAAUG
Molecule: messenger RNA, 2258 nt
Organism: Micropterus dolomieu (smallmouth bass)
Lineage: Eukaryota; Metazoa; Chordata; Actinopteri; Centrarchiformes; Centrarchidae
Gene: klhl21
Product: kelch-like family member 21
Exons: 5
Coding region: 190-2025 (611 amino acids)
Biological process (GO): protein ubiquitination
Molecular function (GO): protein binding
Source: RefSeq, a predicted model, not a curated record